ACACGUAUCAUUUAAAUUGUUGCACUUUAGAAAUUACCUGGUUGAGGAAUUAUUCAAACUUGAACAUAUGAAUUUUUACCGACUAUCUAAAUUGAAAUAUUUGAAUCGAAUUGACACAUCGUCAAUAAUAAUCAAUGAUUGUAGUCUAAUACAUAGAAUAUAGAUACUAAUUGGCUGAUAUUCUGAUGGACUGAUGUCUAAUGUCUAUCGUCCGUUUCUUCUUAAUCUAUGCUAUCGUCUGUGGACGCAACUAUUUUAGAUUGAUAAAAUUAAAUUGAUAAUUUGUUAAAACUGCUAUCUAUCCAAAAAUAUAAUUUAUAUAUUAUUAUCUAAUUUAUUUUAAAUAUUUAUAUCAGUUAACAGUUUGAUAAUAUUUGAUAAUUCUUGGAUGAGUACUGUUCGAUUUCAACGGUUUCCACGUGACAAAAAGAUAUUAAUUAUUUUGUCAUAUAAUCUAUAUGAUUAGUGAUUACACACUUCAAACAUAGAUAUAACACGGUUUAAAAAUUCUAUGUUUAUCGCCGACUCGGCGCCGAGGUUACAUUAGACAUUAGAAAAGAAGUGUAAUUACAAAAUAUACGAACUAUACAAUUUAUUUUGGUCUAGUGUCGUGUAGGGAUUAUAUUAUAAUAUAAUUUUGAAUAUUUUGGUUAUCUGUUUAGAUAUUUCAGUGAUUGGCGGUUGUACAUAUACUCCUAGACUCUAGAGCUUAGAUUAUGGAACCACAACUGGCAAAUGAAGCCGUUCUCAAAAAAAGUGUUGACAUUUCCGAAGGAAAUCCUAUUGUAAAAGGUUAAACUGAUUAUUAUUAGCAUGAUUUUUGUUACUUUUACUUUAUUAUUCACAGUGUAAUUCGUUUAUUAAAAUAGGUUACGAUUUUAACAAUGGAGUCAAUUAUGAACAAUUACUAUCAGUUUAUCGAUAUUCUGGUUUCCAGGCCACAAAUUUUGGAUUAUCUGUAGAUCAAAUUAAUAAAAUGGUGAGAUAAAAUAAUUUUGUAAUUGAUACAAUUAUGUCUUCUUUUCUUGUGUUAGCAUUUUAACAGUCUAAAGGGUGGCUUGUUGGUAGUUCUUUAUUAAUGCGCUCUUCAGUUUUCUCUUUAAUUUAUUUUAUGUUUAUAAUUUAUAUUAUCCUGAACUUUUGGCUCAUAUAAUUGAGUGAUAGCCUUUCUUGGCUAUUUUUCCCUUCUAUGGAUCUCUUUAUUAUACUUCUUAGUAGAUUGUUUUGACAAUAUGAUAAAAAAAGUAUAUUUCCUAUGCCAAUAAAUUUCAAUAAUAUAAUUUAGGUGAUGCUAUAAAUGCCCAGCCAUUAAAAUUACUAGAUAAUGUAUUACCUUUUAAAGUAAACCCUGUAUACAGGGUGAUUAUAUUCCACUUUUAAGUUUAAGUAAGAGUAUAGUAGUGGAGUAUCAAUUUCGUAGCGACAUGGCAUGUGCAUUUUAUAAGUGUUCCACUACUCUGUCCCUACCUAAACUUAAAAGUGAAAUAUCUCGUCAACGAAUUGAUGGAAAUCAAAAAUUUUAAUACCAAAAUUUAAAGUAAUACAUUAUUUAGUUGUGAAAUUAUUGAGAAAAAGGAAACACACUAUAUAUAUAUAUAUCCAUAAAAGUAAAUAAAUUUGAAUUGAAAAAAAGUAGACUAUUUUAAAUUCUUAGAUAUGAAGAUAAAUUUUAAAAAAUAAAACCAAUAUAACAAAUGAAGUUACUGAGAAUUCUAGCAGGAAAUAAAUGUCAUUAUGAACUUAUAAUCUUAUUAAUUGCACAAUCACUGUCAAGAAAAAUGUAAAAACAGUUAUAUACAGCCAUAAUACAAUUGGUUAUAUUGUACUGAUUUGAGUCAUUGAGAAAAAUGAAUGAAAAUAAAUUAUUUAUACUCAAAAAACAAAAAAAUUUUGCAAUUUAUCUUUAGACCAAUAAGGGAUAGCCUGACCAGAAAGUGGAACUGAAGGAAAAUAAAGAGUUAGAAAAUAAUGUAUUGAAAAAAAGGGCAUUUCAGAAACUAUCAAAAAAGUAAAAAUAUUAUAAGCUAGAUAUGUCUGAAGAAGUCGAAACUACUAAGGAUAUUGCUGUAAGAGAAACUGAAAUAGAAAAGGCCAAUAAUGAGGCAGGAAGAUGUUGAAGCUUAAGAGAUGAACCAAAUUAAGAGAUUUUUAUGAUGCAUAGAGAUAGUUGGAGAAAUUAUUGUGAAACAAAAUGGUCUUAGAAGCCAAAUUAGUCUCAAGAUAAAAUAAAUUUGAUUUAAAAGACACUAUAUUUUACCAUUGCCAUAACAUUAAUAAUAUUUAAAGCCAUGAUAAUAUUAAUUAUACAUUUUAUUUUAUUUUCACAACUAGAAGUGCUAUACUACUAUAGUAUGUCUUUGUAAUAGAAUAUGUUAUAACUAGAAAACAUAGUGACUGUGGCCUACAAAUUAAGAUUAAUGUAGACAAUUUUCUUGGUAUUUUGGUUUUUUUUUUUUUUUUGUGUAAUAUUGUUUAUCUUUAAAAAACAAUUUAUUUUACUCAAAAUGAGUAAUAGUUUCAAAAAUUACCUUAUGUUCAAUAUUUAUCAUCCAUUUAUAAGUAUAUAGGUGUUUUAUUAUUAUACAUUUAAAUGUUUGGCUCUUAAACUUUUUUUUCAUAAUUAUUGCUGAAGACUGGAAGUGACAUUAUUACCUAGGAAAUAUUACUGAAUCCAUAAUUUUCUAAUUUUGUUGUCCAAUAUCAAUUCACAUUCCUAGUCAAUAACAUAUAUAAAACUAUGUAAUCAAAAAUUAUAUUAUUCAUUAAACAUUAACAUAAAUCCUUAAUUUACAUUAUUAAUGGUAAUGUAUAUAAUAUAUAUUUAUAAAGGUAUAUAUGUAUGUUUUUUUAUUAAUUUAUUUUUCAUUAGCUAGAUGAAAGAGAAAAACCAUUUGAAGAAGAUAGCCAUGAAGAAGAUGAAUUUAUUAAACGCAGUUCAAAUUGCACUAUAUUUCUUGGUUAUACAUCAAAUAUGGUUUCUUGUGGCAAUAGAGAUUCAAUACGCUUUAUUGUGCAACACAAGAUGAUAGAUUGUAUUGUUACAACUGCUGGAGGAGUUGAAGAAGACCUAAUUAAAUGUUUAUCUCCUACAUUUAUAGGAGAUUUUGAAUUAAAAGGCAGUACUCUCCGUGAAGAUGGAAUCAAUAGAAUUGGAAAUUUAUUAGUUCCUAAUAAUAAUUAUUGCAAGUUUGAAGAUUGGGUGAUGCCUAUAUUAGACAAGAUGCUUGAAGAACAAAAGUUUAAAAAAGUUAGUUUUGAAAAUAUAAUUUCACAUAACAAAUUUAAUUAUUUUAAAUGGUUUUUUUAUUUUAGAAUGUUUCUUGGACUCCAUCUGAAAUAAUUGAACGAUUAGGAUUAGAAAUAAAUGAUGAACAAUCAAUAUGUUAUUGGGCAGCCAAAAAUAAAAUCCCUAUAUUCUGUCCAGCUUUAACUGAUGGUAGCUUAGGUGACAUGAUGUACUUUCACUCCUUUAGAAAACCUGGUCUUAUUAUUGAUAUAUUAAGAGGUAAACCAUAUAAUAUUUUACUCUAGUUUUAUCAUUAUUACUGUUUUAAAUGUAAUACAUUUUUAAAAGAUUUAAGAAGAUUGAAUACUAUGGCAGUUAAAGCAGCAAAUAGUGGAAUAAUUAUAGUUGGAGGUGGAGUUAUUAAACAUCACAUUUGCAAUGCUAAUUUGAUGGUAGGUUCCACUAAAAUUUUUAAAUACUUUAUACCUUGUAUGAAUUAUUGUUUAAAGUGCAGUAUUAAAACAAAAUCAGAUUUUUAUUUCUGAACUUUUUGGCCAAAUUUUUUGUUAAUCAUAAUAAUCAUUCGCACAAAUUGUUUCACAAUCAUCUAAAUCUAAUUAUUUAAGAAGCAUGGUUAUACAUUUUAGAUUCUGAGUGGAGCAAAGGAACUUAUAGUUUCACAAAGAUGUUUAUAUUUUUUUUUAUCUGUGCACAACUUUUCUACUAGAAAUCUUACUCCAAUUCACAAUGAUAGAACUUUUUUUGAAAGGUAAUCUGACUGUGAAGGUAUUAAAAGAAGAUAAUUUUUUAAUUUUCUCAGGAGUUUUCUCAUCAAAUGUGAAAAACUGAGGAAAAACAUAGUAAAAUCUGAAUAUUGAACAAAUAUUAAUUAAACAAGUAUAAUAAUUAUAUUGUAAUGCAUAUAAUUGCAAUUAUUUUUCCAUAAUAUGAAAUAUGUACUGUUGACAAAGCAUUACUAUCAACUGAACUCCAUUCAGAAUUGUUUUUUCAUUAGCAAUGGUUUAUUGUUGCUUACAGAUAUACAUUAAAUUACCUAUAAGAAUGGCUGCACCUGUCCCCAUUAUCCUUUUUUUUUUUUUUAUAUAGUUUUAAUAUCUAAUUUAUUUAUUCAGAGAAAUGGUGCUGAUUUUGCUGUAUAUUUAAAUACCGCAUGUGAAUAUGAUGGUAGUGAUUCUGGAGCCCGGCCUGACGAAGCUGUAUCUUGGGGAAAAAUUAAAGCCAGCGCUUCACCCGUGAAAGUAAGUACAUAUAUUGUACUGGUUUAAGUCAAAUUUAAAUUUCUAUUAAAAUUAUUUUAGAUUUAUGGUGAUGCAACACUCAUAUUGCCUCUUUUAGUUGGAGAAACCUUUGCAAAAAGAUAUCACAACAAAAAAAAUUUAAAGUAAUAAAUGACAUUUACUUGACAAUAAUAAUUGAUUUUUUUAUAUAUAUAUAAUUGUAUAAGAAUUACACAAUCUAUAUAAUAAAGCACAAUAAGUAUAUGUGAGAAAGGGAAAAACCAUUAUUGGGGUUGCGUGAGGAAGGAGCCACCCAUUGAUAGCACUUAGCUUGGAAUUAAAUUAUUAGGGUUAAAUCAAAAGAUCUCUACACCAUUUUCUCUUGAGUCUAUGAUGGGGAUUCCCAAAAAGUGACAGAAUAUAUAAUUUUUUUAUCGGAGGAUUUUCGUGGUUUUCUAGUAUUAUAAAAACGUUUAUAGAAAACAAUGGCUUCUUCUUCAACUGUUUUGAUGCCUGGGUCUUGAUGAAGGGUCUGAUUAGAGACAAAGGGGCGGAUCAUUAGUGAUUUUACGACAUGUUAUAUUUUGGAAUGCCUGUAUUUUAUUUAAAUUUGCCUUUUUUGUAGAUCCUCAGAAGUUUCCCAUAGAUUUCAUACAUUCAAAUAGGUUUUAGAAGAGAUUUGUAGGUUAGGUUAUAGGAAUAGUGUAGGAGGAAGAAAUUUACGGACUUUGAAUAGGAGACCUUCAUGCCAGACUCUGCCAAAAGUCUUGGAGAUCUCUAAAAGGGCACAGGUAUAGUAAUAUUUAUUUUCGAGUAAAGUAGUGAUUGCAUCCAAUACUCUAUGGACUUAAUGUAUUGUGUUGUGUUUGCCUCUGAAACCAAAUUAGGAAUAUGGGACUAUAUUGUUUGAUAUUAAGUGGAGGAUAAGUCUUUUACAAUUUUUUAAAAGUAUGUUUAGAGGCUUAUAGGUUUCUAAUAUGGUGGAAUGUCAGGAGAUUUAUCUGGCUCAGCAAACAUUACUAUUUGUGAAAACUACCAGAGCGUAGAGAGUAUGAAAGUCAAAAAAGCAUUGGAACUGUAAGUUAAAAGUAUAAUGGCUUUGUUUAGUAGGCAGUUAGCAACAUUAGCCAUUAUCAGAUCAAAUUCUGGGGAUUUUUUACGAGAAUAUUUCAAGAUUAUAUUUUUUACCUUCUUGGGUAUGAAAUAUUUUUUUUUUGGCCAGCAUUUGAUAAGAUAGAAUCUAAACACUUUUUGAUAUCAUUAAUAUGUUGCAGGAUAUAAAUAUCCUCAUGGGAAUGAAAGGUUUUGGAAAGAUGGGCUUGAAAUACUUCUACUUUUUUAACCUCUGAAAUGGCAAGCCAAUUGUCAGCAUUUAGCAGUGGAAAAGAAACAGUUUUAUUUUAAAGUAAUUACUUAGUUUCUUUCUAUAGACUCCCAUCAAUGACAGACAGACAGUAUAAUUUUUGUUUGAGUGCAUAUGAUUUAUAUUUUGCAAGAGUAUUUUUCAAAGAGUUGGUGAGUUUAUUGUAAGCUGAUUUAUAAGAUGGAAGUCUAGUGGUUUGGUAUUUGAUUCUAGGUCUAUAUUUUUCUACUAUUAAAUGUAUAUGAUCAGACACCAUCAGAUAAUUGAUGAUUACUGAUCCCAUCAGGUUUAUUGUAUUUAUAUAGUCAAAUUAUUUACCGCUUUAUCAAUAUUAUGGUUUGACUUAAGUUUAACUUUUAGAUUAAUUUGUUGGUUAGGGAUAUUUUGAAAUUUUAGACGGUCAGUUAAAGGAGAAAAUAGUUUUGGCAGUUCAAUUUGAGCAAAAGCGGUGAUGGAUACAUUGAGUAACACAUGAAUGAUCGGAAUUUAAAUCCAAAAUAUUAGUUAAACCAUGUAAAUUGCUCGUGAUUUUGGUGAUAAAUAUAUCUAAAAUAUCAAAUUUUUAGGUGGGGGAGUAUGGCCAAUAGGUAGGGUCUGGCAAUGAGAGUACAUUGGGAUUAUUUACAUUAAUACAAUUUUAUAAGACAGUGCCACAAGGGUUAUUUGAGUGAUAGCCCCAAGAAUUUUACUUACAUGUUGAGUCUUAUUUGGAAAUACUGGUUUUGAGGUAAAUGAGUUUAAAUGACUAUUUUUUUUAUUAUUAUUAUUAUUAUAAGCAGCUUUCUGCGGUGACUUCAAUUUAUUUGCAUUAACAUUUACUGUCUUAUUUUUAUUAUUUUGAUUUUUAAAUAUUUAAUUGUGCUCUUUUAAUUGGUUGUACGGAAUAUGCAGACACGUUAAUUAGUGCGGAGUGGAGUAGAUUAGCCACACAACCAAAGAUCACUGGUAUGGCAAUGCCUUUGAAUGAGAUUAAGUAUAUUAUAUAACCAUUACUGCGAUGUGUAAUUACUUAGUAAAUUUAAUUUACUUUUCAAAAAGAAGAGCUAGUUUAUGAGACUGGAAAACACUGGGAUCAAUAACUGCUUGAAAAACUGUGUUGAUUGAUGUAAGGUAUGAAUAAUUCCGAUGGAUUUAAAUGACAUUAAUUCACACAUAACAUAAACCCUUUUCCAACAUGCAUAAUCAUAAUUUAUCAUUACUAUUUUAGCAUUUCCAGUAAUUUCAGAACAGUUUAUAACCUAUUAUAAAAAUAAUGAUGGGCAAUAAUAAAUACUCGGUCACAGGAAAACUUUUUUAGAAAAAAAUACUUUGUACUAUAGGUGGGCCACUGUUGUAAUUGGGAAAUUGGAAAGGUAGAAUAUAUAAGGUAAUUUAUUUAUAUUUGUACGCAAUGAUAUAUUGUUACAAAUAAAAAAUGAGUCUUAACUAAGUUCUGUUAAAUAUGUUUAAUGUGUUAAAAUAUUUCUAUUUUUUAUAAUUAUCAUAAACUUUUGAACUUAAAACUCGAAACAAUCUGGAAAAGUAUUUAAAGAAUAGUCAUUGACAACAUAUAGACAUGAUACAUUCACCCUCAUAUAGAGUACUAUAAAGCAGAAUUUGAUGACUUAAACUCAACUAUAACUCAACAAAAAAGUCCCUAGAAGCAAUAUUUUUGGUAAAAACAUUGUUUGCAAAAAUUAAAAAAAAAGGAAUCAUGAACUCCACUCUGUGCCGUAAAUAUUUCACUCGCUAAUAUAUUUUGUACAUUUCCCCUUUUUUCUGUUUUUUAAGUUUAACUUAUUUGAUGAGAAAAUCAAAUGACUCCAAUUUCCUUUCAAAAAGGUGCUACACUUAAAAAUCUGAGCAAGCUGGUAGAAAAGUUGUACACAAAUAAAAAAAAAAAUAUCUUUUUAAAACUGUAAACUUCUUCGUCUUACUCAAAAUCUAAAAUAGAAAAUUGCAGAAAACAUUUUUCUGUAAAUAUUUCCCAUAAUAAGUCAACUACAAGAUCAAUUUAAAAAAAUAACCCCUUUAAUGCAUUAAUUAAAUCCAAGAUGAAAUUACACUAAUUUGCUAUUUUACAAAUUUUGUUUCUGAGUAAUAAAUUGUUACACAUAUUAUGUUUGAAAAUCAAAAGCAAAUUAAAUUUUUUAUUAACUACUUUAUAAAUAUCCUUUAAAAAUGUCCUUGGUAUUAGUUUUUGAGGCAAUAAAAAAUUUCAAAAUUUAAAAUGGUUUUUAUAAUUUUUUUUUUAUACUAUGUCUAUUAAAAAUACUAUGAAUUGUAUCAAUUAAUUGAAUAUUACCAAAUUAUUCUAUAAAAAUAAACUAUAACUUUCCAAAUAUGUAUAUAGAUAUGAAAUUGUAUAAAACAAAAUUCUAAUAAUGAAAAAAAUGAUAAUAUUGUUCAUAUCAGGUCAAUAAAAAAAAAAAAAAAACUAAUAUAAUAUUUAAACUCCAAUAACUAGUUUUAUAUGAUAAAAUUAAAAUUGCCCCUUUUUUUUAAUACGGAAUCCAAAGAUACUAUAUGGAAUUUUAUUGAAAUAAUUAUAUUACUGUAAAUACUUUUUUUAUGUUUACAUUAAAUACACAUUAAUUAUAUAAUACAAAUAAUUGUUAAAUUAAAAUGUUUAAUAUCACAUUAUAAAUCAUUGAAUGACAUUGUAGUCAUAAUAACAAUAAAAUAUAAAUGCAAUUAUUGAAAUGCAUGGUAAAUAAAAUAUUUAGUUAUAAAUUAUCAAUUAAAUAAAAUAUAUUAUAACAAUAAAUAUAAAUUAAAAUAGUUAAAGUUUAGCAUAAGCAUGAAGAAUUAAUCAUCCCAAUCAUCAUCAUCAUCUUCACUAGAAUCACUAGUACUACUGUCACUGUGGAUAACUCUAGCUCGAUCAGCUAAAGCUCUAGCUAAUGCUCCAGCUAAACCAUCACCUUCUAAGUUAUUUACACUCUUCUUUUGAAUUGGUUGAACCUAUAAAAUACAAUUAUACAUUAUUUUUUAUUUUUAUCAUAAUUAUAAAAUAAUAUAAUACCGAUUUCAAUUCUACGCCUUGUCUUAUCUGAUCAAGUAAGUUACUUCUUGAACUUGGUAAAGUAGAAUUAGAAUCUUUUACAGGAUUUGAAGUAUUGACAUGCUAUAGGACAAAUUAAAUUUUUAAUAAUUCAAAUUAUUUCACAAAAAUAAUAUAGUACAUUAUACCUUCAAUGUAGUACCGGAUCUGAUAGCUUCUAAAAGUGCAGAUCUUGUAUCUGGUACAGUUUCAACUGGUUUAUUUAUUUUUGAUAAUUCUAUUUGUGGCGGUGGAGGAGGUGGUGCUGUUACAUUCAUUAGUGGUGGUGGUGGCGGUGGAAUGAAAAAAUCAUCUAGAAGUAUAUAUUAUAGUAUUCAAUUUUUUUUUUUUUUAAUGAAGUAUACUAUCUAUUUUUUUGGCAAAAUAAAAAUAGGUAUAUGAUAAAUGAAUGUGCAUGCACAUUCAUUUUGAAAUUUUAUAUAUUUUAAUUAUUAAAACAUCAAUUUCUUUUUAGUAGUCUGGGGGCACCAGAAAUUGUGGAUGUGGCUAAGUUUAAGGAUGUUGAAAGGGGAAGACAAAUUAAGAGUAGAAUCUUUUAUAAAACACUACUGUUUUAUUAUGCAGUUUUAAUUAUUAGGUCUGUAUGAAAAGUUAGAUUAGCAACAUAGGAAGGGCGUUAGUGAUUUUGCUAAUGGCAAUAUAAAGGUUUGGAUUUUGUUGAAAUUAGAUUCAACAUUGCCUUAAACUGAAGACCAUAAUACGUAAUAACUGUGAUUAAAAUGAAUAGACAAGUUUAUUUAACCAAACUCUGCGUUUCUACCAUUCUACCACAAUAUUAUCUAAUAAAUAGUGACUUUGACAUGUUUAUCAUCUUUUAUCAAGGCACUGAUAUAAAUAACUGGUAAAUGGCAAUUGUGCAAAAAUGAUACUUAUACAACAAAACUAUUUUAAGAAACCAUUGUUUAUAUUUUAUUUUUUGGGGGGAGUUUUUACGUUAAAAAUUAUUAGGGUCUGUUAUUUUACACUUCAAUGUUUUACAAUCCGGAAUCUCACAUUCCUGUGUUUUACUUUCCAGUGGUAUAAUGCCAACAAAAUAAUAAUAGAAAAUUUAAUUUUAUAUGUACACAUUACCUUGUUUUUUAACUGGAAUAGUCACAUUGUUCUGCCGUGGUGGUGGUGGUGCUGGACUUCUAACAGGUGGUAUGUUACUUGUAAGGGGUGGAGGAGGUGGAGCUUGGCGAAACCUAGUUGGCAAGGGAGGAGGAACUGGAGAGUCCUGAACAGCUUCUUUAAUAGCAUCCAUACCACCAUGUUUAUCAAUAAAAUCAUAAAUAAAAUCACGAGUCUGAGGAUUUCGUAGUUGGCUUUCUGAAACUCCAGCCUAUUAAAAAAUGCAUUCAACCACAAAUAAUUUAAAAUAAAAACAUAAUCAUUUAAGCAUAGUAUCCACAAACAAAAAGAUUAAACUAUCAAACAUUUAAAUUUAAUACCUAAACACCAACAUUUAAAUUGAAUUUUUUAUGAAAAAUAUAAUGACUUUCUGUAUUAAUAGAUCUGUACAGAAUAUAUACCAUACCUUUGCAAAAAAUUUAUUUAACUGUGGAUCUUUUAUUUGACCUAAAUCAAAUCCUCUAUCUGGAUCCCAACCAAUAUGUUGCACAUGUCUGAAAUUUUCGGGUAAACCAAUUUGGUCUUUAGUAUACUUCUUGUUUUUAGAAGUUUUGCCUUUAUUUUUAUGAAUUUUACCUGCAAGAAUAUUAAAAAAGAUUAUAAAAUCAUCAUUAUUGUUAUUAUUUAAUAACAAAUACCUACCAUUAAUUUGAAGAGGUGGUCCAUAUGAACUAUUAGGUACAGAAGUUUGCGAAACAUUAUUUUGAUUAUUUUGCAACUUAGAUCUUUGUUCUAAAUAAUAAUAACAACAAUAAAUUAUAAUUAUGAGAUUGAAUCAUAUACAGAGUGUACUACUCUGUUUGACGUAUUUUAUAUCCCUGUUAAUAAUAAAUGUUUCGUUUUCAAUUAUAUUUUCUUUCAGAGUAAAUAUUUUUAGAAAAUACAUUUUUUAUUAUCAAUUUUUAAUCACAGAAGAAAAUAACUUAAUUUAAAAUAAUUAAAUAAAAUAAAAUUUGUAAUAGAUAUUUUUCUCAAAAUUUUAAUCUACAUACACAUAUAAUACACACACAUCUAUACAAACUGUCACCUGACAGUUAUCAGUUAACAUUCAGUCAGUAUUUAAUUGUAUUAUUACAAUAAACGGGUUUCUUUUUAUUCUGUAACUAAUAAAAAUUAUUUAUUGUGUUAGAAAUUAAAACAGCUAUAACUAAAUACUAAAAACCCAUUGAUCUGAUAUAAAUGUUUUUUAUACAUUAAAAUUUAUAAAUUAUUAUCUUAUAUAAAAUGGCUAUUUUUAAAAUGUAAAAAUGUAAUUAUUCUUUUAAAUUGCUUAAUCUCCAUAAAAGAAAUCAAAAAAAAAAGAAUAUUAUUAUUACAGAUAUUAACAGUAUUUUAUCUCUGUUAAAAUUAUUUUUUUCUUUUGAACAUAGUGUACCCAGCAUUAUAUUACAAAGAUAUAUAUGUAUGUAUAAUUUUUUUUCAAAUAUGUUGAUUAUAUACUUCAUCCUUUAUUAAAUAUAAUAAUUAUUCACAUAGCAUCAAAAUUGCAAUAACAUAAUAAUAAAAACUUAAAAAAAAAAAGUGAUAUAUUUAAUAACAGUUUAUUGCUUUAACUCAAACUUUCAAUAUUUUCAAUAAGAAUUUUAUAUAUUAUUAUUGAAUAUUUUUAAAUCAAUUUGUUAUAUCACCAGUAUCAUAUUAAGAAAUUUUGCACAACGUGUGAUUAAUUUUAAGAGUUCGCUACUUUGUUUUAUGAUCACUUUAAAAAAGUAACUUUCAUUUUAAUUUUUUAACUCUUAAUUAUAUUAAGAACAAUUGUACAAAGUAUAUUAAACACUUCUGUUACCUUAUUAAUUACUUAUUAUACUACACCAACUCUAUAGUAAAUGUACUGACUAAAGUGGUUGUCACUAUUGCUCCCUCCACUCCCACUAUAAGUGGCCCUGUAUGACAAAUAUUUUGAAAUAUUGAAUUUACUAACUGACCAAUAUUAUUACCUUUUAAAUUUUGUCAUAAAUUAAUAAAAAAAAAAACUCUAUUUUCUGUAUUUUAUUGUAACUAUAUAAAUAUAAUACUAAUAAUAUUUUGAAAAAUAUUAAUUCAAAUAUAAGAUCUUAUAGAUCAUAAAGAUAAAUAAACAAGUAUUUUUAAUGAAAUUCAAUUAAAAAAAAAAGAAAAUUCAAUAUCAAUUGAACAUCAAUAUGUUAUGCACAUUUUUAUAAAUAAUGUAAAUAUUUCUAAAAUUAAAAAACAUUUAUAAAUAGGGCUAUGUUACCUAAUCUUUUCUCUCGUCUUCUUCUUUGUAAAUUAACUAUAGUUUCUUCAAACAUUGUUGCUUCUUCUUCACUUGCAUAAUUGAAUCCAACAAUGCACUCCUAAAUAAAAUGUAUGAAAUAUAGAUAGUAUUCAUAAAUACAAUUUGUAUUUUUCAAUACAAACAUGACAUAUAAUGUGUUAGAUUAUAAUAAAUAAAAAAUAUUUGAAUUUAUUUAUUUAUUGUACCUCUGCUUCAAAACAAUGAAAGAAUUUGGCAGGAGUUUGAUAAUGUAAUCCAUUAUACAUUUCAUGUUCCCACAGUAGUUGAUGUCUUAUAGGACAAUAUAAUCGAAAAUAAUAUGAUUUUCUAUUUGGAUCUUUAACAAAACUAAGAAUGCCAAAAUUCUUUUGACGCCAUUCAGUACCUUCUGGGCCAUCAGUACUAAAAAACUGGACGACAGCCAUGGAUAAACUCUAAAAACGUUAAAAGCAUAGCCAAAUCAAAUUAUAUAAUUUCAAUAGUAUGGAUAUAUAAAAAUAAAAUUAAGAGUAAAAAAACGUUAUAAAUUUACUUGACAUUUUGGGCCGAGUAGUUGUAAUACAGAAUCGUUUUCAUCCUUGCCUAAUAGCUGUGAACACUUUUGAUCAUUAUAUAAUCCCGGUUUCAUCAUGAAUAUUGUUUACGUCAAAUUUUCCAAAAAAAAAAUAUCGAAAUAUUAUUAAGGCGUACCUAUUAAGCAAUUAAAAAUGUAUGAAAUGCAAAUACAAUUUAUCGAAAAGUGAUUAACAUGAUUAAAUAAACCCUAUUUGGUCAUGGUGAUAAAUGAAAAGUAAACAUUGAUAUUUUUUUAGUUAUUGACAUUGAGAUAGAUAAGCUAUUAUUCUUACAUUAUCUAUGAUAUCGAUGAUUAUUAAUUAAGUGGGAAGGGAUACUAUAAAUAUAUAAAACAAUGUUGUUUUAUAUAUCUGUGGAGGAUACAGUACCUAUCUGGUUUUAGUUGUUUUCUAGUUGUUACUAACUGAUAGCUGACUGCUAUAGUCUAUACGUAUAAAAUACAUAGAUAAAAGUGAUAAAGAUGAUAAAAUGUCGCCAACAAAAUGGUCACCAAUCGUUAUCUGAGAGGUGAAUGUUUACAAAUUAAACUGAUAUGAUAAGUGAUAAGAUACUAUUUUGGAAUUUUACUAUACAGUGAAUAAUGCAUAUAAUAUUUGACCCAUAGGAUAAAGAUUAAAGAAACAUGAUUCAGAGUGGAGCUCGGUUAAUAGUAGGUAUUGGUUUAUUACAAAAAACUGUAAUUUGAAAAAUUGUAUUUUUCAGGUUUUCCAAAAGUUAACAAAAACUGGAUGAAAAAUGAAAUCAUAUGUAGUUUAGACGCGUGUUUAUGUACAAAAAAAAAAUUUCAAUUAUUUUACAUAGGUAGGUGUCGAUUCUUAGACCACAAUUUCUACGACUCGUGUAAUUAGCUACAGUCAAACGCGAGAAAUGUCGGAAAAACAAAUAGGUAUUUAAGGUAACAGAAUUAUAACUACAAACAUGAAACUUCAAAUUUAUUGAAGUGUUCCUCCGAUCUAGUGCAUUGAUGACGAUGGGGGGUUUAGGUAAUUUUAUGAUAUUCCUUGUACUUAUUUAUGGAAAUAAAAACCUUUCCCAUUUUUAAACAGAAUUUCUUUCAAGAACACAAGGUUUAUUUAUAAGCUUUAAUAAAUUUGAGUUGAAUGUUUUUCGUUAGUAAUGGUUUAUUGUUGAUUACAAAUUUAAAUUAAAUAAUUUAAUGUGUCAGACUUUACCAAAAUAUACUUCCCACCCACAACGGUGGCUGCACCCGUCCCAGCAUCAGAUAUUUUUUUUUUAAUGUGUAAAUUUCUUUUAAGAAAAUAAGUCCGUCGACGAAAAGGCUAGUGUAAAUUGAUUACAGCGAAUCGGCCCAUAGGCGAAGUGUCCUAGACCCAUAAUAUAUAUCUCAAUUUGUAAUAUAGAUAAUAUCAAUAUACGUGGUCCGUGCUAUAAAAUGAAGUACUUAUAGUUUAUACUUUAGACAUAACCAAAGUGGAUUAAUAAGGUAUUAAGGUGUAAUUUUCAUUUUCACCUGCUCGCCUAAUAAAUCAAGUAGUUUUUUCUUAUUUUCUCCGAUAGUAGACAGUAGACAACACUGAAAUCAAAUAUUUCAUAUUGUUUUUACUUACCUUAUGUGUACCUAUAUGUAUCAGAUUUGUAUCUAUAGCAGUCGUUCAACAAUAAUUCCAUAAUAUUGAAUUAUCAUAAUGUUUAAAGUAUAUAAAGUAAAUUUGUUUAUAUUUUCUACCAAAAUAUUUCUAAAAUAGAAAAACAACAAAAGAGUUUUUUUGUUGAAUUUUUAAUCUAGUUACUGAAUAAGAUCUUUUUUAAUAUGCCCAGUAGUUUUUUAAAAAAUUAAGCAAAACUGAAAAAACUCACUUUUUAUCAUUUUUCAGGAGAGCAGUUUAAAGUUUUCUAAAUUAAAUUCUUAUUCUAGAUUUCAACUUUUUAAUAUUGAGCUUUUUCAAUAUUUUUAGUUUUAGUGUUAAAUGGGAAAUCACAAUUGUUUUUUUUUUUAGUAUCUUUUUAUAAAUGACCGUAAGUCAUAAUUAGGCUAUUUUAUUUGAUUUUCAUCCUUUUUCUACAGGAAAAAAAUUAAUUAUGAGGAAAAAAAAAUGUUUUAAUAAUAUUAUUAUAAACUAACUCUAGUUUUUAUAAUACAUAAUAUUCUAAAUUGCAAUCGGAAAUAAAUAAAAAUAAAUCUCUUAGUAAUUUUAUAAGUCUUUAUUAUAAUUUACACGUCAUAUUGAAAAAAAAUUGUAGUAUAAAACUUUAAAAACAAAGUUUAAUAAAAAUCAACACCAAAACAAUCUAAGAACUAACACUUUAAUUUUAAAAAUACAAUAUAUUUAAACAAAAGGUAAUUUAAAAAUGUGAUUAUUAUUUUAUUGAAUAAUGAUCAUCAAUUCAUCAUUAUACUAUGUAUUAAUAAGAAUAAAAUGAUAUUAUACACCUUAUUUUUAAUAAUAAGUUUAUAAAAGUAUGAAAACCAACAAAAUAAACAAAAUAUUAGUAAUUAUUAAUUAAUAAUAUACUUAUUAUAAUUAAAAACUUCUCAUAAAGUUUAAAAGUCUACAGUUUAUAAAGAUUUAUAAAAUUAAUUUGAUCUUCUACUUCAUCACUACUUAUUAGCCCAUAUCCAUAAGUAUCCAGAAUACUAUCUUCAUCAUCUGAUAAAAAUAUAGUCAAGUCAUUGAUAUUUAAAUUUUAUUUACAAUCUAAAAUGGUUUAUUAUUUAAAAACUUUUUACCACUAUGAUUAUCUGUGUAAAAAUGUAUAAAAUAUUCUGUUUCGAUUAUAAUAUUAAGAUAAUGACUUGAUAUAAAUAUUAUGAUUAAUUUGUUACACAGAUAUUUUGUUCUCCAUUAAUAAGGAAAACAAAUAUAUAAUAUAUAAUAUUAUCAUGUUAUUUAUUUAUGCCUAUUUAAUCGUCGGCGGUAAAGCAACAUUGGGAGUUUAUAAGCUUUUUGGUAGAAUAGAGAUACUGCCGUUUUCGUAGGAAAACAAGAAAAAAUAACUUAAAAAAAAAAAAACAACAUAAGCGGAUAAACUGAAAAAUAAUAAAAAGUGAGUUACAUCCUUCUUCGUUGGGGGCGUCGAUAGGUAUUACCUACUUUACACGUGGAGGGAUGUCACUGUUAUAGGUGUGAAGUUGGGUAGGUAGAGAGAAAAUUGAAUGUAUUAAAUCUACCAAGCCCGGUUUAGGACACGGUCUUAGGUUUAAAAUAUCUUAAAUUGCGGUCUCAAAUAACCCGAUUCGACGGUAUAUCUUAGUUCGUGGUACCAACUAUAAGUCAACGAAUUUCUUAUUAUAUCUACCGGUAUAAAACAAUUCCGUACAUCAACAUACUUUACUAAGCAUACCUGUUUAUAUAUUAGAAUUUAUCGAUAUAAUGGAACUAAUUUCAUCUAUAACUUUUUUUAUUUAUUACUAUUAUUGUCAUAAUUGAUUAUUUAUCUAAACUUGUUUUACCAAUGAACAUUGAAAUUUAAAUGGCAUUUGAAAAUUCUGAAUGUUCUGAUAAUAUUCUUAUCUAUGUAUCACGAUGAUUUUCAGCAGUUCUAUAUCGUAUUUUGUAUCUAUCUUAUCUAUAAUUUGUAAAAUAUUGAUAAUCAUAUUUUUACAGUGUAACCAAUAUACGGGAAGAUUUUUGUCCUAUACCGUAAAAAUACGGGACUGGUGAGAUUUUGUUCAUUCGCUUAGGAUAAAUGGAAAAAGUUUAUUCAGAAAAUUUUUGUUGUAGGGAGAUUUUGUCCUAUUACCGCGUAAUGUUAUGCAACCAAGAUUAGAAGAUUAGUCUAUAUCUGUCUUAAACCAUGGAAGCACGGAAGGACUGACAGACUGGUAACGAAUGUGCAUCAAUGAAAAUGAAAAUAUUUUUUCUAAUGAUUAACUUGUGAUGCCAACAUAAAUAUAUAAUAUAUUUAUGUAUUAUAACCACGAUUUAAGAUUUAAACUGUGAUUAUAUCUUUACGCAACUGCCAACCACACAUAAUAAAAUAAUUGUAUUAUCUAUGACGCCAACGCGGUCGCAAAAGUUAAAUAAUUAAGUUAAAAAUAAAGGUUUGAAAUAUAGG
This is a messenger RNA of Cinara cedri, 16809 nucleotides long. NCBI's taxonomy places the organism in Eukaryota, Metazoa, Arthropoda, Insecta, Hemiptera, Aphididae. The record is from the annotation of a GenBank genome assembly.